Messenger RNA from Trypanosoma theileri, 1008 nucleotides. RefSeq names its product ribonucleoside-diphosphate reductase small chain. The record is from RefSeq and is a predicted model, not a curated record. Bases 1 to 1008 code for a protein of 335 amino acids. Gene Ontology annotation, molecular function: oxidoreductase activity. Lineage: Eukaryota; Euglenozoa; Kinetoplastea; Trypanosomatida; Trypanosomatidae. The transcript has a single exon. Gene Ontology annotation, biological process: deoxyribonucleotide biosynthetic process.
AUGUCUGAAAAACGCCCUCGUGAAUCAGGUGAGGUGGAAGUGGAGCCACUGCUGCGCGAGAACCCAGACCGCUAUGUCUUAUUUCCUAUCAAGUACCACGACGUCUGGCAGAAAUACAAGGAGGCCGAGAGCAGUAUCUGGACAGUGGAGGAGAUUGAUCUGGGCAAUGAUAUGGUGGACUGGGAGAAGCUGAACGAUGGGGAACGACACUUCAUCAAGCACGUCCUUGCGUUCUUCGCUGCGAGUGACGGAAUUGUGCUGGAGAACUUGGCACAGCGCUUCAUGACAGAGGUGCAGGUGCCUGAAGUGCGCUGCUUCUACGGGUUCCAGAUCGCCAUUGAGAAUGUGCACUCCGAGACGUACUCAGUGCUGCUGGAUACGUACAUCACCGACUUGGUAGAGAAGGAUCGUCUUCUGCAUGCCAUCUCAACGAUUCCAUGUAUCCAGAAGAAGGCGGAGUGGGCGAUCCGGUGGAUCCGCAGUGCCGACUCGUUCGCAGAGCGUCUCGUUGCAUUCGCCGCGGUGGAGGGUAUAUUCUUCUCUGGCUCAUUCUGCGCACUGUUCUGGCUGAAGAAGCGUGGUCUGAUGCCCGGACUGACGUUCAGCAACGAGCUCAUCUCGCGGGAUGAGGGUCUGCAUACCGACUUUGCGUGCCUCUUGUAUGAGAACUACAUUGUCAACAAGCUGCCAAAGGAGCGAAUCCAUGAGAUCAUCCUCGAGGCGGUGGAGAUCGAGCGCGAGUUCAUCUGCGAUGCGCUUCCAGUGCGACUGAUCGGGAUGAACUCGGAUCUCAUGGCAACAUACAUUGAAUUCGUGGCGGACCGACUGCUGGUCGCACUUGGCAACGAACGACAUUACAAAUCAAAGAAUCCGUUUGACUUUAUGGAGAUGAUUUCGUUGCAGGGCAAGACGAACUUCUUUGAGAAGAAGGUUGGUGAGUACCAGAAGGCGGGCGUGAUGAGCGCGGAUGGUAGCACCAAGGUUUUCUCACUGGACACGGAUUUCUAG